AUGCCCGCUCGCGGCGCCCAUACUGCGCCCAAGUUUGACUCCACCAAGCCGGAAGAGCUCCGUCGUUACUUUGCUGACGUCGAGUACUUGAUGGGGCUAGCAAAUAUCACUACGACUGAGGAUAAGAAGAAAGCAUGCUCACGUUACCUUUCGGUCCAAGAUCAGGAGCUCGUUGAAGGUCUUGAUGAGUUCCAUGACGCGACGAAGACAUACGAUGAGUUUAAGAAAGCCGCGCUCUCGCACUACGCAGGAAACGAUGAAGAGCAUCUGUAUACGCUGAAAGACUGGGAUGCUCACCUCGGUAGCACCGCCCGCCGUCGGCAUCCACUCCGAGAACGAGCUCGCUGCAAACGGCUUUCCGAGACUGAACAGAGCCACGCAUUCUUGCGUGCUCUCCAGCCCGCCUCGCUCCAAGCGGCGGUGAAGCAACGACUCCAGAUUAUCCGCCCGAACGUCCACGCGGACGACCCGUAUGCGCUCGCCGACCUGUACGAUGCCGCCAAGUUCUGCCUUGCCGGCUCGCCGUCCCUGCUGUUGAACGCGGCACCAACCCCGAGCCCCGCUGAACCUGUGGUUAAAACGGACCCAGAGCUGAAGGCGGUGCUUACCUCUAUAAGUCAGCUUGUUGCCGUGCUCGCCAGUCAAGCACGCACCAAUGCUGCCCCCAGCCAAUUACCCCAGACACCCAGCAACGCCAACCCCUCCGCGAACCCCGGCCGCCCCUCCGGACAGCGCCACCCCGGCUGCAGCUAUUGCCUCGACCUCACCCACUUCAUGCGCGAGUGCCAGAAGUUGAUCGACGAUAUUAAAGCUGGAUUAGUUCGACGAAAUGAGGAGAACAAACUAGUCUUACCUGAUGGAAGGUAUCCCUCCCGUGCUCUUGCCGGCCAGUGCCUCCGAGAACGCAUUCUCGCGUGGCACGAGCAGAACCCCGGCCAGAAACUGACACCCCAGCUCAUCGUCGAUGUCAUUAACUUGAAGAAGCCCGCUACCCCCCAACCCAUUCCCGCAGUCGACUCCUUCGUCUUGAGCGACGAGCAACGGCUCGAAGCGAUCGCCAAGCAAAAGAAACGCCUGACUCGGGCGGAGAUCAGCGAUCACCGCCCGAAGGCCGAUCAGCGAUCUGCCUCCGCUGCCACGUCAAAGGCGGAUUCUCCUCCUCCCACCUCCCCCUCUCGCGAAGCCCCUGCCACGACACACGACCACGCGACCGCGGACGCGCCAACCGCCGCUGACCUCACACCACCUCCUGGUCCCUUCCCCGAGCACCCGUACGCCGCCGCUCGUGAUGCUGCUUACGCGCCGCCAAAAGAGCGCAAUGUUGGUGCUGCUCCCAAGCCACCCGUCCGCCCUCCGAUUCACGACCCGCGGAACGCGCAAGACGUGUUCAACGCGGUACUAGACGCCGACGUAACCGUCAAGGCACGCAAGCUACUGGCCAGCCCGGAAGUCUCGGCUCUGGCCCGCCAAUCGUUUACGCCCGCGCCGACCGGCCGACAAACCCGCAGAGAGCAACUCGUCAACGGUGAAGACCCGCUCCCUGCCUUUGCUACCCUCGACUCUGGCCUGCACGACGACGACCGCGCCGCGGCCCGAGCAGCCGCGAUCCUUGACUCUCGCUACCCGAUACAGUCACUGCUGCGGCCGCGAACAACACCGCGAAUGGCAUCUUUGUGCCGGACGCCGUUCGUGGCACUGUAUGACCAAGGCCGCCUGCCUGAAGGCCUUAUCACUUCCGCCGAAACCACCGCCAUCCGCUGCAUUCUGCCUAUAGUCGACAACCAAGAAUAUGUGGAGUCCAUCGUGGACCCCGGCUCGCAAAUCUGUGCGAUGUCGGAAGCUCUCUGCCACCGCCUCGCCCUCCAAUACGACCCAACGAUUGUGCUACAGAUGCAGUCGGCCAACGGAGCGAUUACCCCGUCGCUUGGUGUCGCUCGGAACGUCGCGUUCACCUUGCGCGACAUCGUGUUAUACCUCCAGGUCCAUAUUGUCCGAAACCCGGCCUACGACGUCCUGCUCGGGCGUCCUUUUGAUGUUCUCACGCAGUCUGUGGUCCACAACUACAGCAACAACGACCAGACCAUCACGAUCCGCGACCCCAACACCGGCCGAACCGCGACUGUCCCGACCAUCCCGCGUGGCUCAUCUCGAGUGACAAAGGAGGGUUUUCUCAAGCUCAAGUCUUCACGUAUGAAGCACUGA
Mycena indigotica is the source of this 2202-nucleotide messenger RNA. RefSeq lists its product as uncharacterized. Bases 1 to 2202 code for a protein of 733 amino acids. NCBI's taxonomy places the organism in Eukaryota, Fungi, Basidiomycota, Agaricomycetes, Agaricales, Mycenaceae. The transcript has 3 exons. The record is from RefSeq and is a predicted model, not a curated record.